Molecule: messenger RNA, 4619 nt
Organism: Dromiciops gliroides (monito del monte)
Lineage: Eukaryota; Metazoa; Chordata; Mammalia; Microbiotheria; Microbiotheriidae
Gene: DGKB
Product: diacylglycerol kinase beta
Exons: 26
Coding region: 545-2953 (802 amino acids)
Biological process (GO): intracellular signal transduction; lipid phosphorylation; diacylglycerol metabolic process
Cellular component (GO): plasma membrane
Molecular function (GO): calcium ion binding; ATP-dependent diacylglycerol kinase activity
Source: RefSeq, a predicted model, not a curated record
AGCAGGCGGGCGCUCACUGGCUGCUCCCAGCCUUUCCUGGGCUCUGUGAGCUGGGCGCGGGUGGAGAAGCCUCCCUGAGUCUCCGAGUUCCCUGAACCCUCGCUACUGGGCAGUGUGGGGAAGGGGGUGGGGGAGCGGGUGUUUUCAGCAGCCUGACAGUCUGAGCCUUGGAGAGCGGGGCUCGGCUGCGUUUCAUCUGGCCUCAGGGCCCCUGUGGUCCUCUGGGGGAACGGGCUCGCUCCGGCUCCAGGAUUGCCCCAUGUAUGCCCGUGCUUGCAUCACACUGCAGUGAAUUGGGCUCCUACAGAAGCCGAUCUCCGGCUCGCGCUGGGAGCCGGAGAGGAGGGUCUUUGGAGAAAGUUGGAAGGAAAGAGAAACUUUCUUACAUCCUCAAAGGGAAGGAUUUACAUCAGCAAACAUCCUGCACCAACUGAUUGUCUAUUUAACUAUCUGGAAUUACCAUCUGACCAUUUGAUCAUGUGGAAUUACUGAAGCACAGGCUUCUCACUAGCUGACAUUCGUGACUGAGAACUUGAAAGUCAUUAUGACGAACCAGGAGAAGUGGGCUCACCUCAGUCCUUCCGAGUUCUCUCAGCUCCAGAAGUAUGCUGAAUAUUCUACGAAAAAAAUUAAGGAUGUCCUGGGAGAAUUCCAUGGUAAUGGUGUACUAGCCAAGUAUAAUCCAGAGGGGAAACAAGACAUUCUUAACCAAACCAUAGAUUUUGAAGGUUUCAAGCUGUUCAUGAAAACGUUCCUGGAGGCUGAUCUCCCUGAAGAUUUCAGUGCCCAUCUCUUCACAUCCUUUAGCAACCAAGCUCCUCAUUCCAGCCCCUUGGUCAAAAGUAAACCUCCCCUCCUCUCUGGGGGUCUGCGGAUGAAUAAAGGUGCUGUGACUCCACCCCAUACUUCUCCAGCCAGUCUGCAUCAGCCACAGGUCAUCCAACUGAAGGAUAUUGUCUGCUACUUGUCCUUGCUUGAACGAGGGAGACCUGAAGACAAACUAGAGUUCAUGUUCCGCCUCUAUGACACUGACGGCAAUGGCUUCCUGGACAGUUCGGAGCUGGAAAACAUCAUCAGUCAGAUGAUGCACGUGGCUGAAUAUCUCGAGUGGGACGUCACAGAGCUCAGUCCGAUACUUCAUGAAAUGAUGGAAGAGAUCGACUAUGAUCAUGACGGCACCGUGUCUCUGCAGGAGUGGAUUCAGGGAGGGAUGACGACCAUCCCCUUACUGGUGCUCCUCGGCUUGGAGAACAAUGUGAAGGAUGAUGGGCAGCACGUUUGGCGCCUGAAGCACUUCAACAAGCCAGCCUACUGCAAUCUUUGCCUGAACAUGCUCAUUGGCGUGGGGAAGCAGGGCCUGUGCUGCUCCUUUUGCAAGUACACGGUCCAUGAGCGCUGUGUGGCAAGAGCACCUCCUUCUUGCAUCAAGACCUACGUGAAGUCCAAAAAGAACACAGAUGUCAUGCACCAUUACUGGGUCGAAGGCAACUGCCCAGCCAAGUGUGACAAGUGUCAUAAAAAUGUGAAAUGUUACCAAGGCCUGACUGGACUUCACUGUGUUUGGUGUCAGAUCACACUCCAUAAUAAAUGUGCCUCCCACCUCAAACCUGAGUGCGACUGUGGAGUCUUGAGGGACCAUAUCUUACCACCCACAGCAAUCUGCCCAGUGGUGCUGACUCUGCAAACUUCAGGAGUUUCACUUCCUGAGGAUCGCCAAGGAAGUGUGAACAAGGAUAAUGGAGCCUCCCAACAAGCCAACAAAGCUGGAGACAAGACCAAAAUGCAGAGAGCCAACUCAGUGACUGUAGAUGGACAAGGCCUACAGAUUACUCCAAUUCCUGGCACUCACCCACUGUUGGUUUUUGUCAACCCCAAGAGUGGUGGGAAGCAAGGAGAAAGAAUCUACAGAAAAUUUCAGUAUCUCUUAAAUCCUCGCCAGGUUUAUAGUCUUGCUACGAAUGGACCCAUGCCAGGGUUAAAUUUUUUCCGAGACGUUCCUGACUUCAGGGUUCUGGCAUGUGGUGGAGAUGGAACAGUGGGCUGGAUUUUGGACUGCAUAGAGAAGGCCAAUAUAGUCAAGCACCCUCCCGUUGCGAUCCUACCUCUUGGGACCGGUAAUGACCUAGCCAGAUGCCUCAGAUGGGGAGGAGGCUAUGAAGGAGAGAGUCUGAUGAAGAUCCUCCGAGACAUUGAGAACAGCUCCCAGAUCAUGCUGGACCGAUGGAGGUUUGAAGUCACCCCAAAUGAUAAAGAUGAAAAGGGAGACCCAGUGCCUUACUCGAUCAUCAAUAACUAUUUUUCCAUUGGUGUGGAUGCCUCCAUCGCCCACAGAUUCCACAUUAUGAGAGAGAAACACCCAGAGAAGUUCAACAGCCGAAUGAAGAACAAGUUUUGGUAUUUUGAGUUUGGCACCUCGGAGACAUUCUCGGCGACCUGCAAGAGACUGCACGAAUCUGUGGAGAUCGAAUGUGAUGGCGUGCAGCUAGACCUAAUAAACAUCUCACUGGAAGGAAUUGCUAUUUUAAAUAUUCCCAGCAUGCAUGGAGGAUCCAAUCUUUGGGGAGAGACCAAGAAAAGGCGAAGUCAUCGCAGAACUGAAAAGAAGGGUUCAGAUAAGAGAACAACUGUCACUGAUGUUAAGGAGCUAAAGUUUGCAAGUCAAGAUCUGAGUGACCAGCUUCUGGAGGUGGUUGGCCUAGAAGGUGCCAUGGAGAUGGGUCAGAUUUACACUGGCCUGAAGAGUGCAGGCCGCCGCCUGGCUCAGUGCUCCUCCGUGCUCAUCAGGACAAGCAAGUCACUGCCGAUGCAGAUCGAUGGGGAGCCAUGGAUGCAGACCCCAUGUACUAUAAAAAUUACCCACAAGAACCAAGCACCGAUGCUUAUGGGCCCCCCGCCGAAAACUGGGUUCUUCUGCUCCAUCGUCCGGAGGACACGGAACCGCAGCAAGGAGUGAGCCCAGCUGCUUGGGUCUUCGCCACCAAACAGGCGCUCUCCAGCUUGCGAACGAACACUCGCUCUGGAGAGCUUCGACCCGUUUCUGUCGUCUGUAUAUGCCGCCAACUCUUGGAAUUGGUUCUGCAGUGUCUGUGCCUGAGCUCAUGUACAUUUCUGCUAUUAGAACAUUUCUUGUCCCAGUUUUAGAGGCAUUUUGCAUGAAGAAAGCAGAUGUUACCAUAAAGUGAUACUGCAUAUAUCUGUGGCAUGCAUUCCCAUGGAUUUUUAUGUCUCUCUCCCCACCCUAACCCUGCCCCCCUUCUUCAACCCCUGCUUACUAACUUGUGGGAGUAGGCUGUUGUGAAACAUGAAAAGGGAACUGCAAAGAGAAACGAAAACUCUCCAUCUGAUCCCCUUUGUGAACAAGCCCAUAUCAGUAAGACCAGGCUGAGGAUGCUAACCUUGGCUGGCUAGAGGCUUAAGGAGAUGAUGGAUGUAAAGUGCUUUGUAGACCUUCAAUGUGACCCAUAAUUAUCAUGAUUAGUAUUAUGAUUAGUAUUGUUAUCUUCUCUUUGGGAACCAAAUAUCAGAUCAAUGGUCUUUGACCUUGACUUUUAAGGGGCCUUUAAAAUCACAGGUUUCAUUAAAGUGAUCUGUCCUGUCUCACUGCUGGUCUUGUGCUUCCACUCUUCUUCCAAGCUUAACUCUGUUGUGUGUGAUUGAAAAAGGGGAAUGGAUUGUCUAGUAAAUCUAGCAGAAGGCAUAGACUUCUAGGAAAAUGGAAAGCCAAGUUCUUUCUUCCAGAAAUAAAUGAAAACAUUUGACUCUGACCUAAAUUUGGCACCUGAGACAACCCCUAAAUCUCCAUUUCUCUGAACCCCUGUGAGAGCACCUCAUAAUUGCUUAUGGAACCAAUAACCAAGUGAACUUUUUAAACCAUGUGCCUAAGCAACUGCAUUUCCCACCAAAGAUUUAGUGAGAGAGGCCUGAGAGUAAUGGGUUAAUGCAUAAUUAAUCAGGCACUGGGGAGCCAAUCCACUCCAGGAAAUUUACAAUUUUUUGAAUUCCUUUAGUGAUGGCUGAAAUAACACUAGAAAAGGGUAAAAUGUCCAUUAAUUAUAAUUAAAAUGCUUACCUUUGAUAGACAGAGGUCCAAAAUAUAGCCCCAGUUCCAGGAGGGCCUUCUUGGCCUCCUUGUUAUUCAUAAAUUUGCAUCUGAGAAACAUCCCAGAGGUGGUCUCAGACCCUUCUCUUUAAUGAAGGCACCUCCACUUGUUUCAAAUGUCAAGGUGAUAGGAGUGUGAAUCAUGCUUGUCCUUGGUUCUUGCCUCUGGGAGAUUUCUUAGAACCAUUUAUACCUGAUGGCAUAGAGCUUUGCAUGGUAUGUCUAAACCCUGUUGUGACCUGAGGCAUGUCCUAGGAUGGUACCCAUACCCAUGUGGCAUCAAACUAAGGACACAAAGUGAAUGUUUGCGUGAGCAACCAAGCUACUGCUUGUCAUAUUGACCCCCAUUUCAUCAUCAAAUAUUUUGUGUCUUCAAACAUGUCACAAGGGGGAGGGGGGAAAUGUUUGAAAUGCAUGAUUUGUUCUCUCAAUCUCUCUCUCUCUCUCUCUCUCUCAAUCUCUCUCUCUCUCUCUCUCUCUCUCUCUCUCUCUGCAUUAAAGUGCUAAUGAUUUAUCAGUG